UUUUACUUUCUCUUCCUCUCUUUCGUUCGUUCGGCUUUGUUCCUUCGCACGAGUGUAAAUUUUUCACGAGUUCUUCAUCCUCGCCGUUCGACUUUGCUCCUUCGACGAUAUUACCUUCCUGUUCUGUUGGAUCGGAAGUUACGACAUUUUUUUUGAUCUGAAGCAACAACGGGAGCUCGCUUGCUGUGAAGUCCCAUCUUGCAGCGGAUAGAAGGAAAAUGACGGAGUCGGAAGUCAAAGCUACUCAUACUAAGAAAAAGAAAUCAAAGAAGAGGCUAAAAGCAGAUUUAGAUUGUUCCACUGGAGAGAAACAUGUCAAUACUGAAGGUGAAAUGCAAGAGUUGGAUGCUGAGCUUGACAUGAGUGGGCCCACCAUGGCAGAAAAACUUGCAAGUCUUGAAUUGCUCAGUGACAGUGGUGCAAAAAAUGCUUCUGAGAAGGAAUCACUUCCCUCUACAAACAUUCCAAGUGUUGAUUCCGUACAUGUUUUGUUGAAGCAAGCAAUUCAUGCUCAAGAUUAUGCAUUGCUGGUGAACUGUUUGUCCACGACUGAUGAAAAGGUUAUCACAAAGUCAACUGCACUUCUAAAUCCCUCAGAUAUUCUCAAGUUUUUGAAAUCCCUUCUAUCUAUGAUUGAAUUAAGAGGUACAGUUCUGGUACGUGCACUUCCAUGGCUAAGAAGUCUUCUUUGUCAACAUGCUAGUAGCAUAGCAUCACAGGAAUCGUCCCUGCUUAUUCUGAACUCUUUGUACCAGCUUAUUGAAUCAAGAACUUCAACAUACCAGUCUGCUCUUCAAUUAUCGACAUGUCUGGAUUGUCUAUUUGCUGAACUACCUGAAGCUGAAGAGAAUGCUUCUCCAGUGGUAAUCUAUGAGGAUAGUGACAGCGAUGAAGAAGAAGAAUCUGAGAAUACAAUGGACAUUGACGAAGAAAAUGAGGGGCUCGGGGCUGUGAUUCAGAAUUCUGAUGGAAGUGAUGUCGUCAGUGAUUGAG
This is a messenger RNA of Dendrobium catenatum, 993 nucleotides long. RefSeq names its product WD repeat-containing protein 43. Lineage: Eukaryota; Viridiplantae; Streptophyta; Magnoliopsida; Asparagales; Orchidaceae. Gene Ontology annotation, cellular component: nucleolus. The coding region runs from base 219 to 992 and encodes 257 amino acids. Gene Ontology annotation, biological process: maturation of SSU-rRNA from tricistronic rRNA transcript (SSU-rRNA, 5.8S rRNA, LSU-rRNA). The record is from RefSeq and is a predicted model, not a curated record. The transcript has 7 exons.